AUGUUCCCCAUUGAAGAGUCCCCCGUUGAAGAAGAUACAAGGAACCAUCCCUUUAAAUACAACUGGAUAGAUGGUGCGGAAUCACUUGAAAAAUACAAACCCGGGGGCUAUCAUCCUAUUAUGAUUGGUGAUAUCCUUCACUCGAGAUAUCGCAUAGUGGACAAGCUAGGUUUCGGAGGCUAUUCGACAGUUUGGCUUGCUCGGGACACUUGUUUAGAGCGCUAUGUUGCUGUUAAAGUCGGCGUAUCAGACUCAGCUAUGCACGAGCCUAAUAUUCUCCGAGCCCUUUCUGCGUCACUACCAUCGGCUUCUCCCGCAUAUCCAGGGCACAGUUCAAUUCCACUACCCUUGGAUGAAUUUAAGUUGAACGGCCCCAACGGAACACAUCUAUGCUACACAAUGACACCUGCGAGAUGUAAUCUCAGAGAAGUAUCGUUUAGUCAUUUGUUUCCUCUUGAAGUUGCGCGGGCACUAUCCGGAGGCCUUACGCUAGCUAUUGCUUAUAUGCAUUCAAGAGGUUAUGCCCAUGGAGAUAUCCAUCUCCGGAAUGUCUUGGUUAAACUCCCAUCAAGUUUCGAUCACCUGUCAGUUGAGCAGCUAUAUGAAAAAUAUGGGGAGCCCGAGACAGUUCCUGUUACACAACGUGAUGGGAAACCGCUUCCACCGAAUGCCCCAGCUAGUGCAGUGUUGCCACUUUAUCUUGGAAAAGAUGCAGAAGAAUUCUUACUGUCCGACGCGCACGUGCUUCUGAGUGACUUUGGCGAGGCAUUUGCCCCAGACUUGGAAGUUCGUCGGGGGGAAGAUUGCCACACACCACUAGCAAAGCGACCGCCGGAGGCCAGGUUUGAACCUCAGGCCCCUCUCUCAUAUUCAGCAGACAUUUGGAGCCUAGCCACUACGAUCUGGGAGAUUCUUGGCAUGAAGGCCAUUUUCAGCAGCGAAUUCGCCACUGCGGAUGAGGUGGUAUCCCAACACAUCGAUGCGUUGGGGCCCAUGCCCCUAAACUGGUGGGAGCGGUGGGCAGAGCGGAGUCAAUUUUUCGAUGAUAAUGGUCGCCCAAAGGAGGGCCGCUAUGUGUGGCCACCGAUUGACAAGGCAUUUGAGGAAGGGGUACAGAAGUAUCGACGGAAACUUAGGGCGAACGAGUUUGACAUGGUGGAAACAGCUGCCAUUCUAGAUUUGAUGCGUCGAAUGUUAGUAUUUCGACCAGAAGAACGACCAACAGCCGACAUGGUCUUACAGUCAGAGUGGAUGGUCAAGUGGGUGUUACCUGAUUUCCAUCGGAGCUUGCAGAUGAAGUAG
This is a messenger RNA of Aspergillus tanneri, 1302 nucleotides long. RefSeq lists its product as uncharacterized. Gene Ontology annotation, molecular function: protein kinase activity; ATP binding. Lineage: Eukaryota; Fungi; Ascomycota; Eurotiomycetes; Eurotiales; Aspergillaceae. The coding region runs from base 1 to 1302 and encodes 433 amino acids. The record is from RefSeq and is a predicted model, not a curated record. The transcript is spliced from 2 exons. Gene Ontology annotation, biological process: regulation of mRNA processing; spliceosomal complex assembly; protein phosphorylation.